CAGCCCAUCACAAUCACUGGUCUGCUGGGAGGAGGAGGAGGAGGAGGGGCUCUUUCUUUCUCCUACAGUAAAGUUCACUCCUUUUCUUUUUGCCAUUAUCUGUUUGCCCGUUUGGAUGAUCAGUAGUUUGGAACAUUUGUUUUUUCGGAUUGUUUUUAUCACUUUUCAUUACUUCACUGCUGUUUUACUUUUACUUUUCAAACUUCUUUUGUGUGUAGUUUUCUUAAAGAACUUAAUAACCUUUCUAAAAAGCUUUAAAUAGUUUUGGGGCUGUCAGAUCUGUAACUUUCUUCAUUCAUUUCAUUCUGUCAUCCUUUUUUCUUAUCGUCUUUCAGUUUGGUUUUAUCGUGAACUUUGCAGGUUUCUCACAUUCAUACUGUAAAACAAAUAUUUUUAUUUUUAUUUUUUCUGUGACCCACUAUAAAUCACUAGCUGAGAGGGUUUGUCUGCAGUUGUCCUGGUCUGGCUUUGUUCUGGCUUUGCUUAGUCCUGUUUUUGGGCUCAGCUGAGACCUGAGAAGGUCCAUGCAGCGCUACCGCCAUUAUGGGGUCUCCUACACCUCCUCCUCGCCCUCCUCAGCUCCUGUACAGGAGGUCCAUGCUGAGGAGGUGUACACUGAAGAUGAGGUGUAUGAAGAGGAGGAGCCACUGAUAGAGGAGGGAGUGCAGGCUGUGGCCCAGGAGACAGAAGGUGUUAAUGAGGAGGAGGUCCCGCGGACGGAGGAGGAAGGAACACCUGCUGUCUGUGAGACAGAGGCCAAGACACUGCCAGUGGAAAGCAAGAAUGGAAAGAGGACAGAAGGAGGAGGAGGAGGAGGAGGAGACGCAGGGGCAGGUCCCAAAUACUCCAUGUUUACCUGGUUUGUGGUCCUGGCUCUGCUGGGAGUGUGGAGCUCUGUGGCCGUCGUCUACUUCGACAUCGUGGACUAUGACAGCGUCAUUGCCAGAGCUAAGGAGUUUCAUAUGAACUUUUCUGAAGUUUUACAAGGUAAACUGACGGCCUACGACGCAGACGGAGACGGAGACUUUGACGUGGAAGAUGCCAAAGUUCUGCUCGGGCUGAAAGUGUCAGAGAGACCAGAUGUGGGAGAUUCACCUGAGGAGAAAACAGUUUUAAAACCUGAAGAAAGCAGCGAACAUGUGGCUGAAACACCCAGUCGACCAGCUGCAGAGCCGACAGAGUCCACGUCACCUGAAACCCCGACCGAAGAGACCGAAUCAGUCUCUGGAUCUCAGGAUGUGGAGUCUGAAAUCCAAGCUGCUGUCCCUCUCCCUCCUUUGGUGGAAGACGACUUUGUACCAGAUGAUCCUCGAGACAGCGUGGAUCCAUAUGAGGAUGAACCCGACACAAUCGACGCCACCGGUGUUUUAGUGAAAGAGCCGCCGCCAGAGGAGAGUGUAGAGUCCACUGUAGAAGCAGAGCAACAGUCUGGACCACCAGCAGACCCAGAACCACAGGCUCAGACGACCAUCCCAGAGGCCGAGGGAACAACAGAGAAACAGCCUGAGGAGAAGCUCAGAGAAAAAGCAAAGAAGAAGAAACCGAAGUUACUGAACAAGUUCGAUAAAACCAUCAAAGCUGAGAUCGACGCAGCAGAAAAGCUUCGCAAGAAGGGUAAGGUGGAGGAAGCAUUAAGAGCCUUUGAGUCGCUGGUGCAGCAGUAUCCACAGAGCCCCCGCGCUCGCUAUGGAAAAGCCCAGGCGGAGGACAACCUGUCUGAGAAGCUGCGUAGUAACGACAUGCUGCAGAGAGCCAUCGACAGCUACAGAGAGGCAGCCGAGCUUCCGGACGUGACCUCUGACCUUCUGAAAGCUGCGCUGAAGAGACGAGCUGAGAGACAGCAGUUCCUGGGUCGGAUGCGAGGGUCUCUGGCGACUCUUCAGAGGCUGGUUCAGAUCUUUCCAGAAGAUAUCAGUCUGAAGAACGACUUGGGCGUCGCCCACCUGUUGCUAGGGGAUAACAAGGGGGCGAAGAAGGUCUAUGAAGAGGUUCUGGCAGUGGCCCCAAGUGAUGGCUUCGCUAAAGUUCACUAUGGCUUCAUCCUGAAGUCGCAGAACAAGAUUGCAGAGAGUAUACCGUACCUGAAGGAGGGUUUGGAGUCAGGUGAACCAGGGACGGAUGACGGGCGGUUUUACUUCCACCUGGGAGACGCUCUGCAGAGGGUCGGAGACGACAGCGCGUAUCACUGGUACGAGCGGGGUCACCAACGUGGCCACUUUGCCUCGGUCUGGCAGAGAUCUCUGUACAACGUGGACGGACUGAAGGCUCAGCCCUGGUGGACGCCUAAAGAGACCGGAUACACUGAUCUGGUCAAGAUGCUGGAGAGGAACUGGAGGACGAUCAGGGACGAGGCUCUGGCUGUGAUGGACCGAAACACUGGAAUGUUCGUACCUGAGGAGGAAAACCUGAGAGAGAAAGGAGAGUGGGGCCAAUACACACUGUGGCAACAAGGGAGGAAAGUCGGAAAUUCCUGUCAGGGCGUCCCGAAGACCUGCGCCCUGCUGGAGAGAUACCCCGAGGCUACGGGCUGCAAGAGAGGACAGAUUAAGUUCUCAGUGAUGCAGCCAGGUACCCACGUGUGGCCUCACACUGGUCCCACUAACUGCAGACUGAGGAUGCACCUCGGCCUCGUCAUCCCCAAACAGGGCUGCAGGAUCCGCUGCACCGACCAGACCAGGGAGUGGGAGGAGGGUAAGGUGCUCAUUUUCGACGACUCCUUUGAACACGAGGUUUGGCAGGAAGCCGACUCUUACCGCCUCAUCUUCAUCGUGGACGUCUGGCACCCGGAGUUAACGCAGCACCAGCGCCAGACUCUGAGCCCGAUUUAGAUCAGCCCGGACUCACCGAGGACCAGGGAACGAAUGUGGACUGCAAACCUGGUAAGAAUCUUGAAUGAUUCUUCCUCUGUGGAUAAAACUGCUAAAGUCACUGACUGCCUGAAUCUGAGAAGGACCAGAAGGAAAGUUUGACGGACGGACUGGCAGGAUUUUUUUUUUGUUUGUUGCUUUUUUUGUGGAUAAACUACUAAAACUGCAGAAGACGAAGGACAUUAAAAAUGAAAUGUGCAUUUUUUCUGGGUAAUACUACUGACUUGGCAACCUUUCACCAAAAAAAAACAAACGGCACACAUGCGGUACUUGUUUUACCCUGUUUGGACCGGGUGCACGUC
Toxotes jaculatrix (banded archerfish) is the source of this 3169-nucleotide messenger RNA. Its product is annotated as un-named hu7910. The coding region runs from base 525 to 2828 and encodes 767 amino acids. NCBI's taxonomy places the organism in Eukaryota, Metazoa, Chordata, Actinopteri, Toxotidae. The record is from RefSeq and is a predicted model, not a curated record. The transcript is spliced from 25 exons. Gene Ontology annotation, molecular function: protein binding; peptidyl-aspartic acid 3-dioxygenase activity. Gene Ontology annotation, biological process: peptidyl-aspartic acid hydroxylation. Gene Ontology annotation, cellular component: endoplasmic reticulum; membrane.